Molecule: messenger RNA, 580 nt
Organism: Apaloderma vittatum (bar-tailed trogon)
Lineage: Eukaryota; Metazoa; Chordata; Aves; Trogoniformes; Trogonidae
Product: discoidin domain-containing receptor 2-like
Exons: 4
Source: RefSeq, a predicted model, not a curated record
GCUGGACUCAGAGGACGGCGAUGGCGCCUGGUGCCCUGAGAUCCCGGUAGAGCCUGAUGACCUGAAGGAAUUCCUGCAGAUCGACCUACGUGCCCUCCACUUCAUCACACUGGUGGGCACCCAGGGACGCCACGCUGGGGGCCACGGCAAUGAAUUUGCUCCCAUGUAUAAGAUCAACUACAGCCGGGAUGGGACCCGCUGGGUGCUGGAUGGAAACACUAACCCCUACGACAUCGUCCUCAAGGACCUGGAGCCACCCCUCAUCGCCCGCUUUGUCCGCUUCAUCCCUGUCACAGACCACUCCAUGAACGUCUGCCUGCGCGUGGAGCUGUACGGCUGCGUCUGGCUAGUCAUCUACCUGAACGACUCAGUGUAUGACGGAGCAUUUGGGUACAGCAUGACAGAGGGCCUGGGCCAGCUGACGGGCGGGGUGUCGGGGCUGGACGACUUCACGCAGACCCACGAGUCCCACGUCUGGCCGGGCUACGACUAUGUCGGCUGGCGCAAUGAGAGCACUGCCGGCGGCUACGUGGAGAUCACCUUCGAGUUUGACCGCAUCAGGAACUUCACUGCCAUGAAG